Molecule: messenger RNA, 2473 nt
Organism: Seriola aureovittata
Lineage: Eukaryota; Metazoa; Chordata; Actinopteri; Carangiformes; Carangidae
Gene: pus7l
Product: pseudouridine synthase 7 like
Exons: 10
Coding region: 107-2152 (681 amino acids)
Biological process (GO): pseudouridine synthesis
Cellular component (GO): nucleus
Molecular function (GO): RNA binding; pseudouridine synthase activity
Source: RefSeq, a predicted model, not a curated record
GGUCACAUGGCGCGGAAGUAGACUGAAUUGUGUCGGCGUGGUUGUGUUUACAUGAAAAGCCUCUGGUUUACACACCGCAUGCAGAGGGAGCCCUGAUGAAGUGACCAUGAAGCAGGACAGUGAUGCUGUGAACGUCCCUGCAUGCUUCAUAUCAAGCCAUGAAGGUUUUCUCGGAAGCAUCAAAAACUUUAUCAAAGACUUUGUGGUGACUGAGAUAGACGUCAAUGGACAGCAGGUUAAUAAAGCUACAGCAACACAGAGCCCAGGUGGUGCCUCCUCAUAUAAAAACAAUGAGACCGCUGCCGAAUUUAAGCAUAAUAAUCAGUCCUCUGUCUCACACGACACAGAUGUCCCAGCUGAUUAUGAGGUAGAUGUUGCCCCACCUAGUCCAGGCAGCUUUGAUUUAGGUGUGAUUUUAGGCCAGUCAGUCAGCGAUGAGCUUGAGCAGUUCGUGUUGACUCUCAAAGACGAAAAGCCAACCCAGCAGGAGUUAUCUCUGGGAUCCUUCACUGACAAACACCACAGAGCAAACGUCCACCGGGCCGUCAGACACCGCUUCCCCUUCCUCAUGACCGUCACCAUUCAGCCCGAGAUCAGGGUGAGGGAGGACCCCGACUACAGAGAGCUCUCCCAGCUGGUCACAGAGGACGAAGCAGAGGACUUCUUCAGGUUCAUAGAUGCCAAAGUGCGGGGCUCAUCCUACACGUUUGGACCUGACGACAACAAGGAGCACAGGACGGCGGUCCACCAUUUCCUGAGCCGCAGGUUUGGGAAACUGGUGGAGACGAAAAGCUUCAGCGAUCAGGGGAGCACAGCGAUCUCGGUGAGGCUGAGAGAGCGAGGGAGGCCGAAGAAGAGAAGCGCAGAUGAGCGGAAGGAAGAAGAAGUGUACACUGCGUUCACCCUGUGUAAGGAGAACCUGGAGACUCUGGAGGCCAUCAGCUACAUGGCCGCAGCUCUCGGUGUCCUACCGUCAGAUUUCACCUACGCUGGGAUCAAAGAUAAGAGAGCCAUCACCUAUCAGUCCAUGGUGGUGAAGAAGGUCUCACCUCAACGGUUGAAAGAGAAGACGGGCGAGUUCGAGAGGAGAGGGAUGCGUCUGUCUCAGGUCCGCUCUGUCAGCGAGCCUCUCAGGCUUGGACGACUGCAGGGGAACCACUUUGACCUGGUGGUCCGCGACCUGAGACCACAUGGAGCCAGUGACACACACUCCUCUGGUGCAGACAGGCACGCUCGCCUGGCAGCGCUGGUAAAGGAAGCAGUGGAGAAUGUCAAGGCCAGAGGUUUUGUCAACUACUAUGGACCACAGAGGUUUGGCAGUGGACAGAGCGUUCAGUCUGACAGAGUGGGACUGGCUUUACUCAAAGAAGACAUGGUCAGUGCUGUGCGCCUCUUCUUCACUCCAGACGAAGGCAAUGAUCCUCAGAGCCACGCAAAGAGGCACUUCCUCCAGACAGAUAAUGCUAAGGAGUCUCUGGCUUUGAUGCCAUUGUCUAAGGCCAGGGAGCGGCUGAUGCUGCGGGCCCUGAACCGCUACGGUACAGGUGCAGAUGGGUGUGCCCAAGCCUGGCUCAGCCUGCCCCACAGCAUGAGAGUCUUCUACCCACACGCCUACUGUAGCAGAGUGUGGAACGAGGCGGCGGCUCACAGGUUGGCUACUCUGGGCCACAGUGUCAGGCGAGGAGACCUAGUCUGGAUACAAGAAGGGCACAACAAACCAGAGGACACUGGAGAAACCAGCUCUGCUCAGGUGAGAAAGAUCCAUGUGGUGACAGACCAAGAGGAGCAAGGGGGAGUCUACACACUAGGACAAGUGUUACUGCCGAUGCCAGGAAACACGGUGAAGUAUCCGGAAAAUGCCAUGGGGACCUGGUACCAGGAGAGACUGGCCAGAGAUGGACUGGAGGACUGUCGCUUCAGAGUCGGCAGCCUGAAACUGAAUCUGCCAGGCUGCUACCGCCCCCUGCUGGCCCUUCCACGCAACCUCAGCUACCAGCUCCAGAGAGCAGCCUGCAGGGAUGGAGGAGGAGGAGGAGGAGAGGUGACGGGAGAAAGGAAGCAGGACUCGCUCGCUCUCACCUUGAACUUCGACCUGGAUUCCUCCUGCUACGCUACCAUCUGCCUCAGAGAGAUCAUGAAGUGUGACCCGUAGAACUCAAGGGGAAUUGUUUCUGUUGUAUUUGUGUAUACUUGUGUGUAAAAGAGUCAGCAUUUUGUAACUCACCAACAACAUUUUUUAACUUUAUUGACGCUACAGUGAUUGUGAUACAGUAUCAGUAGCACUUUAGUUUGUUGUUGAAGUACUGAGCAGAAGAUUUUGUUUGUAGGCUACAUAGUGAAAAAGCAUAAUGUGCAGUUAGUUAAUAAAACUUCUAAGGAAAGGGGCCACUGCCAAAUGUGAACAUAUCUAAAUGUAACAGCAUGUUAACAGUCAUUGUGUUUUGUGCCAUCAAUAAAACUUUCAGAUAAGAAA